Molecule: messenger RNA, 1020 nt
Organism: Sinocyclocheilus anshuiensis
Lineage: Eukaryota; Metazoa; Chordata; Actinopteri; Cypriniformes; Cyprinidae
Product: homeobox protein engrailed-2b
Exons: 2
Coding region: 63-851 (262 amino acids)
Biological process (GO): multicellular organism development; regulation of transcription by RNA polymerase II; neuron differentiation
Cellular component (GO): nucleus
Molecular function (GO): RNA polymerase II cis-regulatory region sequence-specific DNA binding; DNA-binding transcription factor activity, RNA polymerase II-specific
Source: RefSeq, a predicted model, not a curated record
ACAAACAUACGUGUGUGUGCGAGAGAGAAAGGGGUUAAAAAUAACAUUUGGAGAGUUUCACUAUGGAAGAAAAUGAUCGCAGCAACAGAGAUGUGGAGCGCCAGGAUUCGGGCGAUGAGUCCAAUAGAGCUAUUCUACCCCUGUUGCAGGCUCCUGGAAACCUACUCCCUCACAGAAUCACCAACUUUUACAUCGACAACAUUUUGAGACCAGACUUUGGUCGCAAGAAAGAAGGAACCAGGCGCGACGAAAUUAAUAUAGUUGAAAGAGAGAACCGCUGUCCAUCGGCUCCCGGAUCAGGGCAGGUAGGAGCUCCAGUGUCAGGGGAAGGAACCUCGAGCCCUCAUCCAGUGAGCGCGUCUAAAAAAACUGAUAUUACCGCGGACGCACCUCUGAAAACCCGCGCAGAGACUGGAGAUCAAAGUUUAAGCUCAGAUUCGGAUUGCUCGCAAAGUAACGCUGCGCAGACGAAACAACCAAUGCUUUGGCCGGCUUGGGUAUAUUGCACAAGAUAUUCAGACAGACCUUCGUCAGGACCAAGGUCGCGCAAACCAAAGAAGAAAAAUCCAACCAAGGAAGACAAGCGUCCAAGAACAGCCUUCACAGCCGAGCAACUCCAGAGACUCAAGAACGAAUUCCAGAAUAACCGUUACCUGACGGAGCAGAGGAGACAAGCACUGGCCCAGGAACUCGGCCUCAACGAGUCUCAAAUCAAAAUCUGGUUUCAGAACAAAAGAGCGAAGAUUAAAAAAGCUUCGGGGAGCAAAAACUCACUUGCAUUGCACCUGAUGGCACAGGGACUAUACAAUCACGCCACAACAGCAAAGGACGACAAAUCAGACAGUGAUUAACGUGAAGGACAGGACAUCUGAAAUGCAAUAAUUCUAAGCAAGGGCCAGUGUACGAAAUACCAGCAUUAAACGGAUGAAAACUAUAUGUAUGACAUUUGAUUCUGCAAUAUUUUAUGUAUAUAUACACUUUACGUGUACAGUGGUGUAAAACUUUUUCAAUUAGUAUCAC